AUGUUAUCCGCACGUCUACUGCGGCAUCACGUGCUGUCCGCUCGCAGCGUCUCUACGGCGUUGCGCUGUCUUCAUCAGCAGCAAGGAGAGAAGCUUUUUGACAAGAUCCUUGUGGCCAACCGUGGUGAGAUUGCCGUGCGUGUCAUGCGGACGUGUAAGAAGCUGGGUAUCAAGACAGUGGCAGUGUACUCGGAGCCCGAUGUAAACUCUAUGGCCGUGCGCAUGGCCGACGAAGCGGUGUGCGUUGGACCAGCACCUUCAAGUCAGAGCUACCUCAGUAUCCCCAAAAUCAUUGAAGCCGUUAAGGCUACAGGAGCGCAAGCGGUACAUCCGGGCUAUGGCUUUUUAUCAGAGAAUAAAGACUUUUGUGAAGCUUUAGAGGCCAUUGGCGUAGCGUUCAUUGGUCCUGGCCACGAGGCUAUCCAGGCCAUGGGAGACAAGAUCGAAUCCAAGCAAUUGGCAAUGGACGCGGGGCUCAACACCAUUCCUGGCUUCUUGGGAGAGAUUGACACACCAGAUGAUGCUGUUAAAGUGGCUCAAGAGAUCGGGUAUCCUGUUAUGAUUAAGGCCAGUGCUGGAGGAGGAGGUAAAGGGAUGAGGGUUGCGUAUAAUGAUGAGGAGGUGCGUAUGGGUUACAGACUGUCAAAGGAAGAGGCCGCUAGCAGCUUUGGAGACGAUAGGAUGUUUCUGGAGAAAUUUAUCGAAGAUCCACGGCAUAUUGAGAUCCAGCUUAUCGCAGAUUCGCACGAAAACAUUGUGCCGCUACCAGAGAGAGAAUGCUCAAUCCAACGCCGGAAUCAGAAAGUGAUUGAGGAAGCACCGAGUGUGCUACUGGAUCCGGAGACGAGAGUGGCGAUGGGCAAGCAAGCGGCAAUGUUAGCCCGGAAAGUGGGCUAUGUGAGUGCUGGCACAGUUGAGUUUCUGUGUGACAAACACAAGAACUUUUACUUCUUGGAGAUGAACACGCGUCUACAGGUGGAACAUCCUGUGACAGAGCUUAUCUCGCGCGUAGAUCUCGUGGAACAGAUGAUUCGCGUGGCUGCAGGACAUAAACUGCCUAAGGAAUUGCUAGGUGGACCAGUGAAGAUCCACGGCUGGGCCAUGGAAAGCCGUGUAUACGCGGAGGACCCGGUGCGUGGUUUUCUACCAUCAAUUGGGCGGUUGCUUCAAUACGAGGAGCCCAUUCACCUCCCAGGUGUGCGCGUAGACUCUGGCGUAAACGAAGGUAGCGAGAUCUCGAUGUUCUAUGACCCUAUGAUCUCAAAGCUCAUUACUUAUGGCAAAGACCGUCCGGAGUGCUUGGAGCGCAUGAAGGUAGCACUGGACAAUUACAUUAUUCGCGGUCCGGGUAACAACGUAUCGUUCUUGCAGGAUGUCUACCGCCAUCCUCGAUUUGCGAGCGGCAAAAUCACUACAAAAUUCAUUGAGGAAGAAUACCCGGAAGGCUUUCAAGGUGUUAAGCUGACACCACCUGAGACCGAGGACCUCAGAGUUGUCGGUGCGAUCAUGCACCUGAAAAAGGCUGGCGCUAGUAGCCAGAUCUCUGGCAGCAUUCGGUCAACUCCAGUGGACUGUUUCGGAUUGUUCGACUCCAUUAACAAAGAUGAACUGGAGCUUGUGUCAGACCAAGCAGGAGUCGUUCCUCGCCUGCGUGCCCUCACACCUGUUCUGUCAUCAAAUGAAUUGAUUGCGCUGGCGGAGCGAAAUCUUCUCAAAAACGUGGGUGCUCAUCUGGCCGUUAGUAUCGAUGGUUCAUUCGGAGAGUCGGAGCUUGUAGUGGUUGUGGAAGUUGAGGUGGAGAGCAAGCGACACCGCGCCAAGACAAUGACGCUAGCUUUCGUAGACAACAAGUGGCACGUUUUGGGCGAUAUAGACUGGUCGCUCAAUGGGCCACUUUUCAAGGCAUCGCAUGAAAAGCAGGGCGGAGCAGCAGAUCUUUUGUUAGUCUCACAAAUGCUGCAGACAUUACCUGAGGGUUUCCGUCUUCAAUUCCAUGGCGCCGUGCAUGACGUGGUUGUUCGAAAUGAGUUGGAGGCUGCGUAUAGUAAACAUAUGAAGCCAAAGCCUAAGGCCGAUACGUCCAACUUGCUGUUAUGCCCAAUGCCAGGCAUGCUAGUUUCCGUAGCAGUGGAAGUUGGUCAGCAAGUAGAACUAGGCCAAGAACUUGCUGUCGUUGAAGCCAUGAAGAUGCAGAACGUGCUCCGCUCUGAGAAGAGGGGUAUCAUCAAAAGCAUUGCGCGUGCUGCUGGAGACUCUCUCAAGGUCGACGAGGUCAUCCUUGAGUAUGACUAA
Molecule: messenger RNA, 2292 nt
Organism: Peronospora belbahrii
Lineage: Eukaryota; Oomycota; Peronosporomycetes; Peronosporales; Peronosporaceae
Source: the annotation of a GenBank genome assembly